Messenger RNA from Serpula lacrymans var. lacrymans S7.9, 880 nucleotides. RefSeq lists its product as uncharacterized. Lineage: Eukaryota; Fungi; Basidiomycota; Agaricomycetes; Boletales; Serpulaceae. The record is from RefSeq and is a predicted model, not a curated record. The transcript is spliced from 5 exons. Bases 352 to 651 code for a protein of 99 amino acids.
GCUGUAUCAUCAUGACUACUUUUCACUUUUUAUCAUAAUCGCUGUGAACUGAGUUUAGCAGAGUUGUAACUCGUUCUGGAAGUGUCUUUGUUUUGGAUGAUAUUCGCAAUGAAAGACUAUCACACAAAAUUACCUGCGAGCGCAUCUGAGUCGAGUCGCGCUGAAAAAAUGAUGGUCCAUGACAUGAUGGAUGCACUAGUAUUCGGCCGCACGAAUGACAUGCUUGAAACCGAAUAACAUAUCAUUCUUUCCUCGGGAGACACCUUGUUCGGGCCCAUUGCCAUCCAUCAACUUCUCUUAAAAGUGACAUUGUUGUAUCCCCCCCCUCCAAACGCAAAUCAACCUUUGACGAUGCGUUUCACAAUCGUCCUUGCUAUCCUGGCUUCCCUUGGCUUCGCUGCAGCGGCCAGUACGACGGAGACGGAGUGCCCAGCGUGCCCUAAAACUCUGAAAAUUGACAACGUUACUUAUAAUCUUGUCCUCGGUGGCGAAAAGGCUACCCCUGAAGAGCCCAUUAGCUGCUUCUAUGCAGCUGAAAAUGAUAGUGGUAGCCAGACAUAUUGUUCCUAUAAGCCUAAUGGUACAAUCUUAGAGGAUGGGGAUGGUUACUGCCCAAAAAAGGUUCCCGUUAGUGCAGACAACUGUGUUUAACUCGCCGUUUGGGGUGGCCAUCGUGUUUCAACACGAGGAAUGUGCUGCAGAUUGAUAGGAACGGGUUGCUGAGCAGAGAAUGCGAACAGUUCAACUGCGCUGGGUGGGAGAAGAUAAGGGGUGUUACGCUAGGGAAACCAUUGCAGGAGAAAAUAAAUGAGCGGAGGUCGGUUACAAAUAUCUUGAGAUUGUAGGAUCGAAAAGGAAUCAUAUUUUUUGCAUCGAUAAU